Messenger RNA from Boleophthalmus pectinirostris (great blue-spotted mudskipper), 3342 nucleotides. RefSeq names its product ras and Rab interactor 2. Lineage: Eukaryota; Metazoa; Chordata; Actinopteri; Gobiiformes; Gobiidae. Gene Ontology annotation, molecular function: guanyl-nucleotide exchange factor activity; small GTPase binding. The record is from RefSeq and is a predicted model, not a curated record. Gene Ontology annotation, biological process: vesicle-mediated transport; signal transduction. Gene Ontology annotation, cellular component: cytosol; endocytic vesicle.
AAACCGGUUUUUGUUGUAUUAGCUUCGUGCCCUAUUGUAAAUAUGUAUCUCCAAAAGUAGGUCUGGACCUGGAAACUACACGGAAUAAGAAAACGACCUUCAGAUCACAGUGCACAAACUAUGAAGUCCGCUAAAACAAAAGGACAAAACAAGACGCUGAGACGCUGACCCACACAACACUGAGAGCAGCUGAGAGGGAGGGGGAAAACAACAUGGCCGGUAACCCAGAUACAGAAGAGACCCCCAGCGGAUUGAUGGAUCGCAGCGGCAGUUUCUUCAAGCUGAUUGAUACUUUUGCACUGGAGCUUGGGGAACUAAAGAAGGAAAUGGUCAAGAAAGAAGUGGACCAAGAGACACUGGACAUAACUGCUUUGGACAGAGACAUGAGCACUGUUCACCUGGAGCCUAGUCACCGUGGCGAUACCGGAGGUGAAAGGGACUCAGGGUAUGAUUCUCUGAGGCGGAGGAUGAGUGUUUUGGACAGAUUGACACAGACACACACAGUUUGGCUUCUUUUGUGUCUAAGUGAGGAGGAGGCGGGACAUAUCCUGCUCCAGCAACCUCCCGGGGUGUUUUUGGUGUGCAAGUCCCCCGCUCUGCAGAGGAAAGUGCUCUUAGUGAGAUUAAAGGAGGACCAGUCUGAAAACCCCAUCAGCCACUUUCCGGUCAGAGAGAGCCAGUACACUUUUUCCCUUGAGGGCUCAGCUAUUAGUUUUGCAGACCUGUUUCGCCUUGUGGCUUUCUACUGUAUAAGCAGGGAUGUGUUGCCCUUUACACUCAAACUCCCAGAAGCCAUUGCAUCAGCCAAGACACAGAAAGAGCUGGAGGAGGUGUCUCAGCUCGGGCCAGUGUCUCUCACAGAUCAGGUUCUGGAGAAGGCCAUGCACAAGUGUGUUUUAAAGCCACUGAAGAGCGUCAUUGAUGUGAUUCUAAGUGACUUCCAGAAAAGCAGUGGUGGUUGGCAGCAGCUGAAGGAGAACCUGGCCCUGGCGAAGUCCAAACGCCCACAGGAGCUGGGCGUGGACGGGGCUGCAGUACCUCCAGAUGCUGUGGUCAUAGAAAAGAUCAGACACAAGUUUAUGAACAUGAGAAAGAUGUACUCACCUGAGAAAAAGGUCUCCCUGCUGUUGCGGAUAUGCAAACUUAUCUACACUAUCAUGCAGGACAACUCAGGGAGGAUGUUUGGAGCUGAUGACUUCCUGCCCAUGCUGACCUAUGUCUUGGCCCAGUGUGACAUGCCUCAACUGGACACAGACAUCCAGUACAUGAUGGAGCUGCUGGACCCCUCUCUGCUUCAAGGGGAAGGAGGCUACUACCUGACCAGUGCGUACGGAGCCAUGUCUCUGAUUAAAAACUUCCAGGAGGAGCAGGCGGCCCGGGUUCUGAGCUCUGAGACCCGGAACACGCUUCACCAAUGGCACCAGAGACGCACUGCCCGUCGAUCUGCGCCCUCUGUGGACGACUUCCAGAACUAUCUCCGCGUGGCCUUCCAAGGAAUAGACACAGGAUGCAGCAAAACUCUCCUAGUACAUCCCUACAACACGACUGAAGAGGUGUGCUCCCUCUGUGCGUACAAGUUCAAGAUCUCAGACCCCGAGAACUAUGCCUUGUUUUUAGUUACGGAGGAAACAAGCCAGCAGCUCGCCCCUGACACACACCCUCAGAAAAUCAAGUCAGAACUGCACAGUCGACCAUGGACACAUGUUUUCCAUUUUGUCUACAGGAGGAUACCCAAUCUCAACUUGUGUAUGCCGGCGGUUAUUCACAAUGGUAAUGACUUUCAAUAGCAAAAGUUUAAAAAGGCACUUAGUAAGUUUUGAUAUGACAUGUUCUAUAAGUAAGUUUUGAAGGCAGAGUUAGGUAUGUUUUAAUGCAAAUGUAUGUACUUAAUUGAAAAAGCUGGGGGAAAAAAAUAAGUUUGAUUGGGCUUAAAAUUGCAAGUUUUCUAGCAGGGGUUCAUCUCAGCUCGCCUUAGUAGAGAUGUUAUUUAUUACUUUGCCUGGAAUGUUCCACCACAUGGCAUUAACGUAUCCAUCCAAGCCUUUAUUGCCAACAUUAAACAGUGGGCACCUGACCUACAACUUGGCCUGUUAAUGCCACCUGUUUGUCUCCAUGGUGAUAUAUAUUAUUAUUCCCAUACUGUGCAACAUUUUAGGCAAAGUACCACCAUCUCCAUGAAGAGAAGCUGCAUUCUCCAUCAGAAAGGUUGUGAACCUAUAGUAAUACCACAAAAAUCAGUCAGAAUGAUUAUUUCAAUAUUAUGGGCAGUGCCGUGUAUAUGUUCAGGGGAAAUGAUGUUGGGUGACUUUUAUACAAGAUUGUUAAUGGAGUAUUGGAUUGGUUUAUGCCUCAUAACCUGGGCUCGAAGGCUCAGAAUCAGAUUUUAUUCACACUCCCUGUAAAUGUACUGUAUGAACUAUGAGAUGUCCUCAGUCUACUUUAACGCAACUUUUGACUUAACAGUGUUUCAUGAGCUGAGUAACUGUUUAUAUCAAAUAGACCAAUAGUAUGUCAUAGUAUGUCAUCAAUGGCUUAAAUGUUUCAUUUGGACAUGGACUCCAUUUAAAUCUGAAUUCAAUUGGUCAGGAUUAUAACACUAAAGAAAUGGAGACUAAAUAUUUAUCUGUAUAUUGCUAUGAACUGUAGUGAUUUGAAGCUAGCACAAGCAGCUAGUGUUUUAGUCUCAUUUACACUGCUUUACUUCUCAGUGCAGUAAUGGCAGAAUGGUGGGCAAGUCUUUGCGCCCUCUGCUGGUCACUGUGGCACUGUGGAUUUUCCCCAUACAUCUAUUCUAGAUCAUUUUAAGGUGUAAAUUUACUGUACAAUAUCUAUGCUAUAGUGCCCAAAAACUAGUUGAAAAAGCCUGACAAAUGUACAAAUAUAUGAAAUAAAACAUUGCAUUAUAUAAUCUCUAGGCUACCAAUUAAAUUAAAAAGAAAACAAUAUUUCCGUUAACUGCUGCUGUCCAAGGAGCCUUUAAAUAAACUAAAAAUGCUGAAUGCUACUGCUACUUAGAUAUGAGACAGAUAACACAGGGCUAAAUGAUUAAAGAUCAUUUAUAAAAUUGUAAAUUAUUAUGAUUUAUUUGAUUAUCAUUAUUAUGUUCUUGCAAUUGCUGGACAAUUGUAACAUGUUUCUACAAAGAGGUAUUUUUAUAUUAAAAUCUUUUUCCUAUGAUGUCAUUUUGUAGGUAUCAAUACAUACCAUUUCUAUCAAACAAAAAUGACAUAGGCAGUGUGCUUUUUAGAUUUCUCAGUAAAACAGAUGUGUGUACUGAUGUUUAAAACAAUAUAUGUUUUGUUUUGGAUUUUCUGUUUCAAUCCAAUAAACCAAGAGACAUGA